AUGGUUAUUACGCCUGAUCAUCCAAAAAUCGAUGACUGGGAAUGUUUACCAUUAAUCGAUUUCGGUAUUACACUAUUGAAUACAAUUCCAUCGAAACGUCUUAAUUUGGCGCAUUUGCCAGAGACAGAAGUGCAAAAUUUGCGCAUUACAAAUGAAGAAUGGAAUCUUGCCAUUUCACCAUUGCAAAUUAUCCGUGGGUUUGCAGCUUUGUAUAUAUUAGCUGAUGGGAAAUGCAAAAUCCAACUUUCCAAUCUGAUUUCAAAAGUUCUUUUUGGAAUGAUUGGACCUCUUGGGAAAGCCAUACAUGAAGUUUUGAAUGAUCUUUGCACUAAUUACUUGAAAUCAUUAUCAAAAGGUGUAAUAGAGAUAUACUUUGAAGAAAAUCAUUUGCUAAAAUUUGAUAAUAGAUUGAUGGAAUAUAUCGAAAAGUAUUACGGUGCAGAGGAAGCAACUCAAGGAGCGAUGGAAUAUGUGGUACGUCGAGACUUGCCACCAAAACAAGGGACACGUUUAGUGUUGAUCACUUCGUUCAAUUCGACAUUCUAUUGGAAGCCACCUGAUCAGAUAACAGAAGUGGAAAUAUUUUUUUAUGAUACAUACAAGAAAGUUAUGGACGCACGUAGCGUAAUAAAGGGAUAUCGAUGCGAUGGCUUGUUCCGUACAGAUAUUACCAGAGAUGGUGUACGGGUCAUGGAAUUAGAUUCCGAAAUUGAUAAUCUCAGAAUGUACCUUUUUCAACCAAGAAUGCUAUUCAUGAAAGAUUUCCUCAAAUCACUAAACGCUAAAAAAUUACAACGCUAUAUCAACCAAAUAGAUAAAGCACCGACAAAACAAUCGGUUAUAAUUCCAUGCUUUUCGAUAACUUCACCCGUUGGUUUAAGAUCGGUAUUUGCAUCAUGCAAUCCGUUGUACCAUUUUAUCUUCAAAAACAAACAUCCACAAUUUCCAUAUCCUUGUAUUGCGCGAAUAUUUUCACCAGAUAAGGCCGAGUUUGGAAUGAUAUAUGGAAAAAAAUCACAAGAAAAUUAUGGUCCAUUCCACAUAUAUCCACUUUGGGACUAUUAUCAUAGAACUAAAAUAGUUUUAAAAACUGGACAACGAGAAUCGAAGAGGAGAAAUGAUGAAGAAAUGCCAGUCGUAACUUUCACUCAACGAACCAUGAAAGAUGAAACAGCCGGAAAAAAAUAUCAGCAUGUUGCGGCUGUAACUGGAAGAAUGAUGAUCAUCGAAGAUCAAACUGGAAUUGAUCGAAAGCAUUAUAUAGUUGGAAUUCUCGAAAACGGAAACGAUGAAAAUUUUGGUGGUAAAACAAUAAUCAGUUCACUUUCGAAAUCGAAAAAGUUGAAUAGAAAAAAGAAAGGAAAUUCGACGAGGUCAAGCGCAAUUGGUAGCACCGGUGCAGUAAGGAAUAACAUCGAUCGUAAUAUCCCACAAUCUAAGGAACCGUUACAGCACCAAUACGGUUAUAACUUAUUGAAAAAUACAAUGAAGCAAACGGGCAUUCAACGAUCUACUCGAAAGAAUGAAAGAUCACAGCAGAAAAGCUCAAAAAGAAGACAUUCCAUGAUCGAAAAAGAAUUUAAUAAUAUGAGAAAAAAGUCAUCAACAAACAAAUUCACUAAAAUUAAUCAACAACAUUCUAAAAAAGAUGAAACAACGCAAUGUGAUAAAUCGAAGGAUGAUAACAAUGAUCAAAAUAAUAUCAGUAGCAAGACGCAAUUGUCUACCUCAUCUCAACACUCGGUGAAUCGUUCAUCAGUGUGA
Messenger RNA from Acanthocheilonema viteae, 1764 nucleotides. NCBI's taxonomy places the organism in Eukaryota, Metazoa, Nematoda, Chromadorea, Rhabditida, Onchocercidae. The record is from the annotation of a GenBank genome assembly.